Rosa chinensis is the source of this 1275-nucleotide messenger RNA. Its product is annotated as peroxidase N. Gene Ontology annotation, molecular function: peroxidase activity; heme binding. The transcript is spliced from 4 exons. NCBI's taxonomy places the organism in Eukaryota, Viridiplantae, Streptophyta, Magnoliopsida, Rosales, Rosaceae. Bases 44 to 1048 code for a protein of 334 amino acids. The record is from RefSeq and is a predicted model, not a curated record. Gene Ontology annotation, biological process: response to oxidative stress; hydrogen peroxide catabolic process.
AUAUUAACACUAAUUGGAGUGUCUCAUACAUUUGAGUGCAGCCAUGAAAAGGUCAUUCAGUAGUUUCAUUCAUCUUCGUCGUUGUUUUUUGGUAGUUAUGAUCUUAUUUGCAUUGAGUUCGGUUGUGAAAGCCCAAUUGAGUACGGAUUUCUACCAGCAAACAUGUCCAAAUCUUCUCAAAAUCGUCCGGACAGAGGUUCAGAAUGCUAUCAAAUCCGAAAUGCGAAUGGCUGCUUCGUUGCUUCGGCUUCACUUCCACGACUGCUUUGUCAACGGUUGUGAUGCGUCGAUACUACUCGAUUUACCUGAUGGUGAGAAGUCUGCCUUUCCGAACGUGAAUUCAGCGAGAGGAUUUGAAGUUAUCGAUGCAAUCAAGAGCUCCGUGGAGAGUGCAUGUAGUGGAGUUGUUUCUUGUACUGAUAUACUAACCAUAGCUGCCCGAGAUUCUGUGGUCUUAAGUGGAGGAAAUUCAUGGAAAGUUUUGCUGGGAAGAAGAGACGGGUUUGUGGCAAACCAGACAGGAGCAAACGUUGGGCUUCCUUCUCCAUUUGACACGCUUGAUGUCAUCAUUUCCAAGUUCGCCAAUGUAGGCCUAAAUGUCACAGACGUGGUAGCCUUAUCAGGAGCUCAUACAAUUGGGUUAGCAAGGUGUGCAACUUUCAGCAACAGAUUGUUCAACUUCCAAGGAACAGGUGGUCCAGACAGCACGUUAGAUUCAAGUAUGGCAACUGAUCUACAGAACCUAUGCCCUGUGACCAGCGACGGAAACAACACUGCGGUUCUUGAUCGGAACUCUAGAGAUUUAUUCGACAACCAUUACUUUCAGAACUUGCUCACCGGAAAGGGCCUUCUCAGUUCUGAUCAGCUUUUAAUUUCUAGUGAUUUAGCCGAUACAACAAGUAUCAAGAGCUUGGUCCAAAGCUAUAGCUCUAAUUCCAACCUUUUCCUGGCAGAUUUUGCUAAUUCUAUGAUCAAAAUGGGAAGUAUAAGUCCACUCACCGGGUCUGCUGGAGAGAUAAGAAAGAACUGCAGGGUUGUUAAUUCUUGAAUAAAUGGUACACAGUCAAAAAAGUUGCAUGUAGUCAGAACCAAGUAGUUUCACUUUCCACAUGUAAUUUUCAGUUAAUAAUGCCUUGAGAAAGAAAGUAAAUUAGUGACUUUCCAUCAAUUAAGCAAUAAUGUGUGUGCGCGCGCGCUCCCGCGCCAUGUUCGAUCCUGUGACCAAAUUCAUGAGAGCAUAAUGGUCUGAUUUAUCAAAUGAGACUUCAUCAGUCA